UCAGCUGUCUUUUUAACCAUGAAAAUGCUGCAUCGUACUAGUGAUCAAGACGAAUCGGAUUAUCUGUAUAUUGAAUUUGAUGAUGAUGAUGAUAAUGAAAAGGAUGAAGAAGAGGAAGAAGCAGAAAGAUUGAAGGAAAUAGAGAGCGAACUGUAUAGUUAUGUCCAUUAUGGUUCUCAAAUUGACUUUGAAACAGAAACUGUCGAUCCAACACUUUGGAGUUCUUUAGAAAAAGAAAAUUCUGCUGUAAAUAGACCACUAAUGAGGCUGAGGGUGAAAGAAGAUAAAAAGAAUGCUGAAGAACCUAUUUUGACAAAGACCUUCAAGUGCGGUAACUGUUCCCUUGUUGGUCAUCUUAGCAGAGAUUGUCAGCAAAUGAAACCACUUGUAUGUUACCUCUGUGGAAUUUUAGGACACAGAGGCCAAGAGUGCCCAAAUAGUAUUUGUUAUAAUUGUGAAUGCCCUGGACAUCUUGCUCGUGAUUGCAAUGAACCCAAACGUCCUUAUAAUGCACUCUGUUCCCGAUGUGACAUAAUGGGCCAUAUGAAUCAUGAAUGCCCUGAUCUUUGGAGAAGAUACCAUAUGACCACCAAAGAAGGACCUAUUGUGAAGGUGCCAUCUCGUUGUAACCCAAGGGUUUAUUGCUCCAAUUGUGGAUUAUGUGGACAUUUCGCCUAUGAUUGUUAUAAAGUAGCCAUGUACAAGUUCAUCAAACCUAGUUAUCCUUUCAUUGUCAGCUAUAAAAAUCACUUCAAGACUAGAAUAAAUUUUGAAAAAGAGCAGAAAAGAUAUAUGAAAUUAAUGGUUGGAAAUGAUGGUAAGUAUUAACUAUAAACUGCUUGGAAGAUAAAUUACAAUGUGCGAUUCAAAAUUAUUUGUA
Messenger RNA from Octopus bimaculoides (California two-spot octopus), 880 nucleotides. Its product is annotated as zinc finger CCHC domain-containing protein 7. The record is from RefSeq and is a predicted model, not a curated record. Gene Ontology annotation, biological process: nuclear polyadenylation-dependent rRNA catabolic process; nuclear polyadenylation-dependent CUT catabolic process; nuclear polyadenylation-dependent snoRNA catabolic process. Lineage: Eukaryota; Metazoa; Mollusca; Cephalopoda; Octopoda; Octopodidae. Gene Ontology annotation, cellular component: TRAMP complex. Gene Ontology annotation, molecular function: RNA binding; zinc ion binding.